GUUUUUACUGUUGCCACAAGCACAGCUCACAUCUUUUAGUUGUGCGCCUGACGCGCUGGAGCGCACAGCCCGACUGUCCACGAGCGACUUCAGACAACUAUUGAGCGCGCACGCUUCAGCUGAUCCGAGACCCAUUUCAGUUGUUCUUUUGAGCUUUAUUCGGCACUAAAGCAGUACUUUAUAAAAGACAGGGCAUGGUGACUAAGAGGAACGGAGGAAUUCUCUCUUCUGCGUCUUCAGCGGAGAUUCAGCGCUGAAUGAAACUCUCUGCAAAUUUACCUGCCGAAAGCGCAGAUGUGUCGAGAGAAUAGUGCCGUUUAAUCGACUAUCCACAAACUUCUGUUGCUUUGACUCAGAUUGACACGUCAUGGCAUCAGUGUCGUGGAGACACGCGCUUUUCUUCUUGCUAGUUGUGAAUCUGUCUGUGCUAACGGCAGCAUGCAGCAGUCACUAUGGAAAUGCCAUUGAGGAGUUCUGCCUGGCCAAGUUCAAGCUGGACAUGGAGGUUCUCGAUCAGCGCCAGUGGUGCAGCUGGGAGGACACAGUUGAGUCCUAUGGGGAACUGACCAACUGCACGUUCCUGGUGGCUCUGAAGAUGAACUGUUUCUGGCCCAACCGAAUGGUGGACGAAUUCUUCAUCCAGGUGCACAGGCACUACUUCCAUGACUGCUCAAUGACUGGACGUCUGCUUCACGAUCCACCCAAUCGGAUCUUGGGGCCUUUUAUCGUGGUGCCCAUUCUGGUGACGCUACUCAUGACUGCUCUAGUGGUGUGGAGGAGUAAACGCAGCGAGGGAAUCGUAUAAUCGUCUACAAUAAACUUACCAAGUACCUCCACACAGAACAAUAGAGAAAGAGAUAUCUCACAGUCUGCAAACACUAAGAAAAACUUGUUUCUUAUCAAGUGGUUGUAUAUCCAAACAAUUUUAGUGAAAGCUGUCACUGUGUUAUCUGCAUUCAGAUAACAUACAGAUCAUUUAUACGGACAAAAUAUUUCAACACAAUUUCUUUGAGGUAGUUUUUAACUAAAUGUUUUGUCAUGCCAGCAUUUUGUCAGUAAAACAGAUCUCCAAUCUGUAUGCAAGUCAUUAUCCUGAUGAUGGAUAAGUUUCACACACCAAACAAAGGGAGGACACUGUUAUUCCCAUGAGUUUGACAAGCCUUUACAGUCAUGUGAACACUGAACUCAGUCACUUUGUGUCACCCAUCAACCUCAAUGCAUUUCACACUCAUAAAUGUGCAUUGAUGACACUCAUUCAGUCAUGAUUAAUAUUGUUUUGUUGAUUCAAGAAAGAAAACUAAGAAAAGAAAAGGGCAACGACCACAAACAUGCCAAUGAUAUUUACAAUAUCAGUGAUCCCCAAAAUCACCAUUGGAUAUUUUAAGACACUCAAAAAGCUGUAAGAGAUUCAAAUGCUUUGUCCAAAAUCUAAAGCGAAUGUAUCUCUCAUAGACAAUGCUCACAAUGCAUUGCUACAUCAAAAUUAUCCAAGAUUUUGGG
Molecule: messenger RNA, 1500 nt
Organism: Sinocyclocheilus rhinocerous
Lineage: Eukaryota; Metazoa; Chordata; Actinopteri; Cypriniformes; Cyprinidae
Product: receptor activity-modifying protein 1-like
Exons: 3
Coding region: 368-805 (145 amino acids)
Biological process (GO): G protein-coupled receptor signaling pathway; cellular response to hormone stimulus; protein localization to plasma membrane
Cellular component (GO): membrane; signaling receptor complex; cell surface
Molecular function (GO): coreceptor activity
Source: RefSeq, a predicted model, not a curated record